Messenger RNA from Nymphalis io (European peacock), 1442 nucleotides. It is a transcript of the gene Rad9, whose product is annotated as cell cycle checkpoint control protein RAD9A. Bases 149 to 1333 code for a protein of 394 amino acids. The record is from RefSeq and is a predicted model, not a curated record. Gene Ontology annotation, cellular component: checkpoint clamp complex. The transcript is spliced from 3 exons. Lineage: Eukaryota; Metazoa; Arthropoda; Insecta; Lepidoptera; Nymphalidae. Gene Ontology annotation, biological process: mitotic intra-S DNA damage checkpoint signaling; cellular response to ionizing radiation; DNA repair.
GUGCAGUCCAACUUAGAGGUGUCAGUGUCAGACUCAAUUGUCAAAAAAAAAAUCCCUUCAAAACAAGCGCUAAAUUAAUUUAAACAUAAGAAAAUAAAUUAUAAUGUUUAAAAUGCUAAAGUAAUAGAAACGCGCAGUUCUCAGUAAAAUGAAAUGUCAUAUACCUGGACCGAACGUUAAAGUUCUAGGUAGAACGAUACAUGCUUUGGCAAGAUUUGGAGAUGAAUUGUAUUUGGAAUCCUUGUCCGAUUGUAUACUGUUAAGGACUCUUAAUGCUGCUGAAAGUGCUUAUGCUAUGGUAAAAUUUAAUAAGAAUUUUUUUUCUUACUUUAACUAUAACUUUUAUUCAACUGAAGAAAAUGAAGGUCUUAAAUGCAAAAUAUCAAUGAAAUCUGCAUUAAAUACUUUUAAAUCUCCUACACAUAUGGAUAAACAAGUUGAAAAUCUUGAAAUAAAACUCGAUCCAGUUUCAUGUAAAUUGAUAUUCCAACUAAAAUGCAAGCAUGGAAUAGUUAAAACACAUUAUGUGUCUAUAUUAGAUUCUAAAGCUAUGCAAGCAAUUUACACUAAAGAUCUUGUACCUAACAGGAUAACAUCAUCCCAAAGAAUGCUUACUGAAGCUCUUAGUAAUUUUCAAAAUUCAGAUGACCAGAUAACAUUGGAGGUAUCAUCUCAAUCUCUCUUAAUGCGUAACUAUAUAGACGCUAAUAUGGAUUUAUGUAAAAUAAUCAGAACUCAGAUAAAUAUCAAACCAUCUGAAUUUGAUAGUUAUAUGAUAGGAACUGAAACAAUAAUCACAUUUACUCUCAAAGAGUUCCGAGCAUUGUUAGCAUUUGCAGAAGCUCUGAGUCUACCUCUUCAAUUGCACUUUGAAGUGACAGGUAAGCCUGCAGUUUUCAUUGUACAUAAUGGAAGUACUUUUGAAGCACAUUUUGUGCUAGCAACAUCAAAACCAGAUGUGGCAACACAGGCUUCAUCACAAGCUAGCUCUCGAAUAGACAAGAAACGAAAAGAAAAUUCUAAUUCUUAUGAAGGUUCACUGAAGAAAAAACCUCACAUUGAUGCAGAAAUGACCAAAUGCUUAGAAGAUGAUUCACAUUUAUUUAAUGAUCUUGAAAUGCCAGAAGAUAUAUACACAGAAAAAGAAAUGUUAAAUGGCCAUAAUACUAGCCAGGCACAUAACAUUGAGCGAAAUAUGAACUGUGAUGAUAUUCCUGCAUCACCAACAUCUCGGAUUAAAAUAAAGUCUGUGUUUAAAAGAUGCUUUGAAAACACUUUUGAUCCAAGAAGUAUACAAGGAGUAGUUUUAGCUGAAAAUUCUGAUAGUGAUUAGUGACUAUCACUAAGCGAAUGUGUAAAUACAGAACUUUAAGUUUUAUAAUUUAACUGUUGUCUCAUUAGUGUUGAUAAACUAAAAAGCUAAUAAAAAUGAAAUAACCUUU